AAGAUGUGGCAAGGCGCCGCUGUGUGUUGGGCUCUGGUGUCAGUGGUACUGACUUCGAUAACUAUAGGUCCUUUAGAACCGAUACCGGAUAAAUUAAAGGAUGCUGAGGGCUGCUAUAUUUCAGAUUUAGACGUCCUGUUAGCUUUCAAUGAAACACUCAACACGGAAUGCCAGGAGAUAUCGUGUGACAUCAAAGCGGUUACUUACACCUCAUGCGGAUUAAUGAGAGCAACAGAACCGUGUGAGGUAUUAGAAGAUAAGGACAAGCCCUAUCCUGAGUGUUGCCCACGCAUCAAGUGCCCUGACUUAGUUAAUCCAACGGAAUUAGUGUCGACUGAAUGAUUAUAAAAUAGUUUUAAUAGUUUAAAAAUGAAAUGGUAUAAUGUAAUGUAGUUGAAAUAUAUAAAUAUAGUAAGAUGUAUCGACCAUUAUAAGGUUGAAACUGUUGUUUGCUUUUUAAAAUAUGUACUAUAAA
Molecule: messenger RNA, 475 nt
Organism: Bombyx mandarina (wild silkworm)
Lineage: Eukaryota; Metazoa; Arthropoda; Insecta; Lepidoptera; Bombycidae
Gene: ssp7
Product: short spindle 7
Source: RefSeq, a predicted model, not a curated record